Molecule: messenger RNA, 1500 nt
Organism: Scomber japonicus (chub mackerel)
Lineage: Eukaryota; Metazoa; Chordata; Actinopteri; Scombriformes; Scombridae
Product: zinc finger and SCAN domain-containing protein 21-like
Exons: 2
Coding region: 50-1312 (420 amino acids)
Cellular component (GO): nucleus
Source: RefSeq, a predicted model, not a curated record
CAAAGACAGAAAUCACCCUCUACUUGUUUUUUAAUUCCCAUCGUGCAGGAUGUCUUUCUCUUCUUCUUUCGGCGUCCAGGUUUCAGCCAUCAUGGACGUGUUGGCGAAGGCUGCAGUGGCCGAAAUAUCCAAGCUGGUGGAGGACGGGGUCGUGUCUCUGAGGCUGGAGAUGUGUCGGAAGGACAGCGAGCUUCAGGACCUCAAAAGAAGUUUAAAGUCGAUGGAGGUUGAAUUGUGCAAAGCUCAGGAAGCUGCAGCUGCUAGCCGAGCUGCAGAGGACAGACAGUCUGAGCAAACUACUGGGAGUCAGGCUCAGAGUAAAGAUGAAAUAGAAGAUGAGGAAAAGCCUGCACUGUAUCUGGAACCAAACACUGCUGAUUCACUCUGUGAGCCUCAACAUGGAGCAGAAGAGAGCAACAAUGACAUGAAGCUUGUGGUCAAAUGUGAGCCAGCGGAUGAAAUCGCCACCCAGGAAACGACAGACGCCAUGACAACAGCAUCUAAUAACGUGUGCUUUGAGGCCGCGGAGCCAGAAGAGCCUCUCUGGCCUCCUCCUGCUUGUAGCAUGUUUGAAGAAAGCUCGGCCGAAGCUGUUCACGCAAUGCAGCAGCAAAUCCAGAUGUUCUCCUCUCACCCUGAGCAACUUUCAUAUAACUCAACCUCAGCGGAAGAGAUCGCAGAUGAUUCCUUAAACGUGCCGAUAAAGGUGGAGGUUGAGAUGCGACCUAUGUGCAUGGAAAGUCCUCCUUCAGAGCCGGUUCAUAUGGAGCAGUUCAGGCAUGUUUCCCAGCCUGCGGUCGGUCAGCACCAACGACUGCAGUCUGCUUCACCACAGGCUGGACCGUCGGGACCGCCUCGACCCCCGUCUCGUACUCAGAGGUCCAUGUUCGGCUCAAACGCAGAAGAUCACAUCCUCGGUAGAAACAACCUAAGAUCAAAAAGGCUGGUGAAUGUGUUCAGAGCAAAUCCCAAACUGUUCAUGUGCAUGAUCUGCAACAAGGGAUUCCCCCGCCUGAGCCUGCUAGAGGAGCACAACACCACCCACGAACCCAUGAAGCCUUUCCGCUGCCUCGAAUGCGGGAAGUCUUUCACCCAGAAGACCCGGCUGAAGACCCACCAACGCGUGCACACGGGAGAGAGGCCGUUCAGCUGCAAAAUCUGCGGCAAGAGGUUUUCGAGACAGGACAACUGUUUGAGACACGAGCGUUUCCACAGCGGGGUGAAGCCGUUCAGCUGUGGGCAGUGUCCCAAAAGCUUCACGGUGUUCGGUAACCUCAAAAUACAUCUGGAGACUCACCGGAACAGACGAUAGCAGUCAGUUAUCGGGGCUUUCGCUCGAUAAACAUCCAAGAAUUUGCACAAAUCUUUAUUUAAUCUUGCCAGGGAACGGCUGGUUAAACAGAGAUGCUGGCAGUGGUUAAACCAUAGAGGAAGAAAAAUGGGAUUGACAUCUUUGAAUAAUUCCUCUAACCAGUGUGUUCUUAUACUGGAAAUACACAC